Messenger RNA from Microtus ochrogaster (prairie vole), 1612 nucleotides. RefSeq names its product potassium voltage-gated channel subfamily A member 7 (gene Kcna7). Gene Ontology annotation, cellular component: voltage-gated potassium channel complex; membrane. Gene Ontology annotation, biological process: protein homooligomerization; potassium ion transmembrane transport; action potential. Gene Ontology annotation, molecular function: protein binding; delayed rectifier potassium channel activity. NCBI's taxonomy places the organism in Eukaryota, Metazoa, Chordata, Mammalia, Rodentia, Cricetidae. The record is from RefSeq and is a predicted model, not a curated record.
CGGAAGACUCAUGAAACCCACGGAAACGCGGGUGGCCGUGGGGACGGGCAGGUGCAGCAACAGCAGAGGGCGCCCCGCGCCCCGCGGGGUCACUCCCCCCUCCCCCGCGCCCUGGCCGGACUUUCCCUGCUAUUUUUACGCGCGGACACCGGACACCCGGCUGGGGUGGCUGCAGCACCAGGGCCGGGCGUCGGGGCCACACGUCCGUCCGCUGGUCGUCCGGGCUGUGCGCGCCAUGGAGCCGCGGUGCCCGCCGCCCUGCGGCUGCUGCGAGCGGCUGGUACUCAAUGUGGCCGGGUUGCGCUUCGAGACCCGCGCGCGCACGCUCGGACGCUUCCCGGACACGCUGCUGGGGGACCCAGUGCGCCGCAGCCGCUUCUACGACGGCGCGCGCCGCGAGUAUUUCUUCGACCGACACCGGCCCAGCUUCGACGCGGUGCUCUACUACUACCAAUCGGGCGGGAGGCUGAGACGGCCGGCACACGUGCCGCUCGACGUCUUCCUGGAGGAGGUGUCCUUCUACGGGCUGGGCGCCGCGGCGCUGGCACGGCUGCGCGAGGACGAAGGCUGCGCGGUGCCCCCCGAGCGGCCGCUGCCACGCCACGCCUUUGCGCGCCAGCUCUGGCUGCUCUUUGAGUUCCCCGAGAGCUCGCAGGCUGCGCGAGUGCUCGCCGUGGUCUCCGUGCUCGUCAUCCUGGUCUCCAUCGUGGUCUUUUGCCUCGAGACGCUGCCAGACUUCCGCGACGACCGCGAUGACCCGGGACUUGCGCCGGUAGCGGCUGCCACUGGCCCGUUCCUCUCUCGGCUGAAUGGCUCCAGUCCCAUGCCAGGAGCUCCUUCCCGCCUGCCCUUCAGUGAUCCCUUCUUUGUGGUGGAGACCCUGUGUAUCUGCUGGUUCUCCUUUGAGCUGCUGGUGCGUCUGGUGGCCUGCCCAAGCAAAGCCAUAUUUUUCAAGAAUGUGAUGAACCUUAUUGACUUCGUGGCCAUCCUGCCUUACUUUGUGGCCCUGGGCACCGAGCUAGCCCGGCAGCGCGGUGUGGGUCAGCCGGCUAUGUCGCUGGCCAUCCUAAGAGUCAUCCGACUGGUGCGUGUUUUCCGUAUCUUCAAGCUAUCAAGGCAUUCGAAGGGCCUGCAGAUCUUGGGUCAGACGCUGCGGGCCUCUAUGCGUGAGCUAGGUCUCCUCAUCUUCUUCCUCUUCAUUGGUGUCGUCCUCUUUUCCAGUGCAGUCUACUUUGCGGAAGUAGACCGGGUGGACACCCAUUUUACCAGCAUCCCAGAGUCCUUCUGGUGGGCAGUGGUCACCAUGACCACAGUUGGCUAUGGAGACAUGGCACCCGUCACUGUGGGUGGCAAGAUCGUGGGCUCUCUGUGUGCCAUUGCAGGUGUGCUCACAAUCUCUCUGCCGGUGCCAGUCAUUGUGUCCAACUUCAGCUACUUUUACCACCGGGAGACAGAGGGCGAAGAGGCAGGACUGUACAGCCACGUGGACACACAGCCCUGCAUCACACUGGAGGGCAAGGCUAACGGGGGGCUGGUGGACACUGAGGUGCCUGAACUCCUACCACCACCGCUCUGGCCCCCCGCUGGGAAACACAUGGUGACCGAGGUGUGA